AAGGUUACACAAAGAAACCUUUACUUGGGGGGCGGGGUGAGAAAGAAAGAAAGAAAAGAAUAACAAAACAAAUCAGCUUCCUGUCUCCAUUGGUGAACAGCUGCUGGUUUGGUGGCCCCUGGUCAGUUUGGUGCCUGCCUUUUAUUGUAGUUGUGAACACUGUUCGGAAGUGCUCUUUAUACUUGGAUGACACCUUUUUAUACUUGUUCUGCAGGCUGCCACUUAAUGUUCUGUAGUAGAGGACUUGCUAGAACACCCUUCCCUGGUUGCCUGGCUAUGCUGCAGGGUGUGAGCUGGUGAGAGGAACAUGGGGACCUCCCAUAGAAGAUCCCUUGGCAUGAGAGUGGAGGGGUAGGACUGUGAUAUUACUGAAAAGCAGCAGGCACACUGAGAGCCAGGAAAUAAAGGAAAUGAGGAUCUUUUAUCAUGGGAUUGCCUCCAACCUGCCUAGUCUUGCCAUCACAGGCAUGUGCAGACUGUAAAAAAAAAAGUGGUGUAUGUUGGGUGUGGGUGUUCAUUCGGGUCCAUGUAGUCAAGAGACAGAGGCACCUCAAGGAUGAGCUUAGCCUUUCCCAGCUGCAGGGAGGGUUCUGUCUCUAAGGACUGGUCCACUGUACCUUAACAAAGGGCCCUUUUAUUUUUUUAUUUAUUUGUUUGUUUAUUUUUGUUUUAUUGAGACAGGGUUUCUCUGUGUAGUUUUGGUGCCUGUCCUGGAUCUCACUCUGUAGCCCAGGCUGGCCUCAAACUCACAGAUAUCCCCCUGGCUCUGCCUCCCAAGUGAUGGGAUCAAAGGCGUGUGCCAACCACCGCCCAUCUCCAAAGGGCCCUUUUAUUGUUCUCCAAUUUACACCCUUUACCAAGUUAAUCUUCGUGCCCCAAAACCUCUAGUCUAAGCUUCCCAAAGGGACAAUGCCAAAUGCAAAUUCUCUGCAUAUUCGGUAUUCUGGGUUCUUCCUCAAAUUAAUUUGCAUAGGCUUUGUACCUUCAGAAAAUUCUCAAACAAGAUGCUCAUAGAGGGUACUGGGAGACAAAAGGUAGGUAGCAGUCACAAAAGACAGAUUAAAGCUAGGUGCUAACACUCCAGAAUCGAACCAGCCCUAGCUCUGUGGGAAUUCUCCCAACACAAAGAGAGCAGGGUCCAGCGCCUUGCAGCAGCAGCAGCAGCAGCAGCAGCAGCAGCAGCAGCAGCAGCAGAGAGACCACCUAGUAUGCUCAGAACUCCUCAUUUCUCAAGCAGAACUGGCACUGUUCUUGGCCAGUGGAACUGGGAUCUUUGAGGAAUUUUCUUAGGGCAAUUUUUACACCUUGAUUGUGACCCUGCUGAGACAAAGGAGCAGCCUCAGGUGUUUUGUUGGGGCAGCAGCAAACUUACUGUUUGCAAACCCUUUUCCUCAGUCAUUUCUAAUGGAAGAGUGAAUGGCACAGGAUGUGUUCACCUUGGUGGCUAGAGGCUGGUCACACGGUCAGGGUCCUCCCAGGAGGGAAAUGCCUGGCAUUGGGAAGAUCAGAGUCUGACCCAUCCACCCCCACUUUGGAUGCUGCUUUUUUUUUUCUGGAAUCUGGUGGUCCCGUGCUCCUUUGCCCGAACUGUAGGAAGUCCAGACUGGGUGCUUGGCUGCUGUUAUAAGCAGUGCAAUGAGAGACUCCUGAUGAAAUAGGAUAGGGGAUAGGGCUUGAGAGCUGAUGGGUGUCCUGGCAUGUAUCGAUGCGAGCACACGAAGUUCGUCAGUUUAUAGUUGGUGGUGUAAGGAGUCUACUUCCCCAUCCCCACCCCAACAUGGGUCAAAGUGCUCAAUAGUUGUCAUCCUGAUGAGUAAACAUGCCAGUCACCUGGGUUUUCCCUGAUUUCUAGUAUGGCUGGGUAUUGGUUCCAAUUAUCUACUGCUACAAAAAGGUCAGAUAACAAACCACCCUUAAACCAAACAGCUAAAGCAACCAGUUAUUACUCAUACAUCGAGGAUGAAGAAUUUGAAUAGCUCUGUGCCAUUCACUGUAGGGGUCCUGAUGGCACUGUGGGAGCAUCUGGACUAAGCUGAGACCUCCAUACUUCUUUUUAAUGUAUUUAAUGUAUGUAUGGGACCCAUCAUCCUUAGGGAGAUGUACCCUUGGUGAAGUAUCUUGGUCCCCCAGCAGAUUUUUGAGCCUCCUCUUACCCCUAUCAUCUCAAGAACUAUUUGCUGGCCUAUAGAUGCCCCUAGUGUUCUGAUUCCAGGGUGGGAAUCGUUGGUGGUUUGACUUCAGAGGCCCGAGUCAGAAGUGUGGAUUUCAGGCCAAGUGGGAGGUUAGAGUGAUGAGGUUGGGCUGACAGGGAGGGUGAGGGACAGCCAGUCAUUGGCACUUCCAAGGGGCAGAGAGGUACAGCAGGAAUGCAGGACGGCCUCAAGAGUGGGAACAGGUGAGGAAGUGCAUUGUGGAUAGCUGCAUGAGUUGAGGAUGAGCCAAGAUUUAUAGGAGGAAGCUAAGUGGUCUGGUGGUAACGAGCAGGAUGCCUGGACCAUGACAGAGGGAGACUGAGGCAGGUGUAGUCAACUCCUAGGUACUUGGAUAUCUUUGUUCCUCCUGCUUGGUGGCUUUGUCACAGUGAUGAAAGCCUGAAUAGUCUUACCUUCCCGUGACCCUGUCAAGUAAGUCUGGAAACAGUGCUGAAACUGUGACCCAACCCUACAGGGAGACGGGUGUCACUUCAGGGGGCCUCUCAUUGGCUCUCACCUACCACCUCGCCUGAGCCGUCUCCCUUGUGAUCAGUGUCAACUGUAUCUCCUCAUUCACCUAUGGCUCCCUGGUCACAGUGGGCCCAGGAUGUGUCUGUUAGAGGAAUUUGAACUCUGUCUCUAGUGGUUCCGUGCUGGGUACUCCCACUGGUGGGGGGUGGGGGGGGACCAGCUACCUCAAGGUGUAGAAAGUUAGCCUCCCGGGCACUGUUGCCCAGGAAGUCAGUCUGGGCUCGCCUUCCAGUACUAGAUGGCUGACUGGCUCAGACAGGUUUGACUGCAUUCCUGCAGGGAGAGGGCUGGCAUUAGCUUUCUUGAGACUGAAGGGGCGGCUCCUGGCCUAACUGAUUUGCAUCAUGGAAAACAGAGUACCUUGGGUUUUUAUAGGUCUGGCUAGAGGCUGAAGGAACCAAUUUGGGGGUAGUAGCCCAGGGGUUAUCUAGGGGAUUAUUGGCCUCCCACUGUGUCUGUGGGACAGAUGAAACACUGCCCAUCAGUUUCUUUGCCAGCCUGGUUCCCUGGGAGAACACCAGUACUGGGGAUGGCCAGGAGAUAGUCUUGGGAAGAUGACAGGCUGCUUGCAUCGUGGCCUUCCCAGCUAUCCGGGUGACCUGCAUGGGUUCCUGUGGGGUCUCCAACAAGGCCAACGAUGGGGCAUGGGUGGUGGAGGAGAGCUACUUCAACAGCUCCCUGUCACUGGCUGACAAGGGAAGUCUGCCGGCUGGAGAGCACAACUUCCCCUUUCAGUUCCUGCUUCCUGCCACGGCACCCACUUCUUUUGAGGGACCCUUUGGGAAGAUUGUGCACCAGGUGAGGGCCUCCAUCGACACUCCACGUUUUUCCAAGGAUCACAAAUGUAGCCUCGUGUUCUACAUCCUGAGCCCCUUGAACCUGAACAGCAUCCCAGAUAUUGAGCAACCCAACGUGGCCUCCACUACCAAGAAGUUCUCCUACAAGCUGGUGAAGACGGGCAAUGUGGUUCUCACAGCUAGCACUGACCUUCGUGGCUAUGUGGUGGGACAGGUGCUUCGGCUGCAGGCUGACAUUGAGAACCAGUCAGGCAAGGACACCAGCCCUGUGGUGGCCAGCUUGCUACAGAAGGUAUCCUAUAAGGCCAAGCGCUGGAUCUACGAUGUGCGAACCAUUGCGGAGGUGGAGGGUACGGGUGUCAAGGCCUGGAGGCGUGCUCAGUGGCAAGAACAGAUCCUGGUGCCUGCCCUGCCCCAGUCAGCCCUGCCUGGCUGCAGCCUUAUCCACAUCGACUAUUACCUGCAGGUUUGGUGUUGUCCGGGGCUGGGUGGCCUGAGGCUAGGCGCCCUUGGCCUGACUCCUCAAUGCCUGCAUUCUUUCCAGGUCUCCAUGAAGGCACCCGAAGCCACUGUGACUCUCCCACUCUUUGUUGGCAAUAUUGCUGUGAACCAGACCCCACUGAGCCCCUGUGUAGGCCCAGGGUCCUCUCCUGGGGCCCUGUCCCCAGUGGUGCCCUCUGCACCCCCCCAGGAAGAGGCCGAGGCAGUGGCCGGUGGCCCCCACUUAUCAGACCCAGUCUCCCUCUCUACCAAGAUCCAUUCUCAGCGGCAGCAGCCACCGCCCACUCCGCUGGGUCCCGUGCCCGUCCCCACCGGUGAUCCCUGUGUUCAGGUUGGAAGCCCUGCCAGCCAUUCCCUGCACCCUCCCCUGUGCAUCUCGAUCGGUGCCACCGUCCCCUACUUUGCAGAAGGCUCCGGGGGCCCAGUGCCCACCACCAGCGCCUUGAUCCUCCCCCCAGAGUACAGCUCAUGGGGCUACCCCUACGAGGCUCCACCGUCCUAUGAACAGAGCUGUGGUGCCAGUACAGACCCUGGCCUGAUCCCAGGGAGCUGACCCUGGUGAGCUCACCCCAUGCCGCCUUCUUCGGUGGGCCUGGCCUUUGCCCUGGGAUGAGGCACCCAGGGCCUCGUGCCUUUGCUCUCUACCUGGCCCAGCUACUCAGGACCUGCAGCCGUCGGGAUGACCUCUGAUGGACCAGCCUCUCCGGGCUCCUCUGGAACUAAUCAGUCCUCUUCUCCGGAGGUUGGGAUAGGGCGGCAGGGGAUCUGGGACCUGGAGAGACUAUAAAUAAACAAAGCAUUUUAUUUGUA
Peromyscus maniculatus bairdii (prairie deer mouse) is the source of this 4831-nucleotide messenger RNA. It is a transcript of the gene Arrdc1, whose product is annotated as arrestin domain containing 1. The record is from RefSeq and is a predicted model, not a curated record. Gene Ontology annotation, cellular component: cytoplasm. Gene Ontology annotation, molecular function: ubiquitin protein ligase binding; ubiquitin-like ligase-substrate adaptor activity. Gene Ontology annotation, biological process: protein transport. Lineage: Eukaryota; Metazoa; Chordata; Mammalia; Rodentia; Cricetidae.